Prunus armeniaca (apricot) is the source of this 195-nucleotide messenger RNA. NCBI's taxonomy places the organism in Eukaryota, Viridiplantae, Streptophyta, Magnoliopsida, Rosales, Rosaceae. The record is from the annotation of a GenBank genome assembly.
AUGACUAGCUUUUUGAUUGCGAGUUCUUUUGCCAAGCGCAGGCCGAUGAGCAAUGUCUCGUAUUCUGCCUCGUUAUUCGAGGCCGGGAAGCCAAGCGUGACAGCUUGCUCCAACAAGGUUUCAUCCGGGGUGAUGAUGAUGACACCUACUCAGUGGAGGUCCCGUCUGCUUUUGAACUUUCCUUCUUUUUGUUGA